UCCGCCACUGUACGUGGCUUUGUUGGGGGACGAGAGACAGAGACACUUCCCGCCCCCGUCUGAAUUUUUGCUUUCGGUUUUACGCCGAAGCCGCGCCGCGCGUCUGACUUGUUUGUUGUUCUUUUGUUCUUCGUUAGUUUUCUUCUGUCUUUAAGUGUUUUCGAGAUCAUGGGACAGACCGUAACUACCCCUCUGAGUUUAACCUUGCAGCACUGGGGAGAUGUCCAGCGCAUUGCAUCCAACCAGUCUGUGGAUGUCAGGAAGAGGCGCUGGAUUACCUUCUGUUCCGCUGAAUGGCCAACUUUCAAUGUGGGAUGGCCUCAGGAUGGUACUUUCAAUUUAAGUAUUAUCUCUCAGGUUAAGUCUAGAGUGUUUUGUCCUGGUCCCCACGGACACCCGGAUCAGGUCCCAUAUAUCGUCACCUGGGAGGCACUUGCCUAUGACCCCCCUCCGUGGGUCAAACCGUUUGUGUCUCCUAAACUUCCUCCCUUGCCGACAGCUCCCGUCCUCCCGCCCGGUCCUUCUGCGCAACCUCCGUCCCGAUCUGCCCUUUACCCUGCCCUUACCCCCUCUAUAAAGUCCAAACCUCCUAAGCCCCAGGUUCUCCCUGAUAGCGGCGGACCCCUCAUUGACCUUCUCACAGAGGACCCCCCGCCGUACAGAGCACAACCCUCCUCCUCUGCCAGGGAGAACGACGAAGAAGAGGCGGCCACCACCUCCGAGGUUUCCCCCCCUUCUCCCAUGGUGUCUCGACUGCGGGGAAGGAGAGACCCUCCCGCAGUGGACUCCACCACCUCCCAGGCAUUUCCACUCCGCAUGGGGGGAGAUGGCCAGCUUCAGUAUUGGCCGUUUUCCUCUUCGGAUUUAUACAAUUGGAAAAAUAAUAACCCUUCCUUUUCUGAAGAUCCAGCUCACUUACAGGCCCUCCAAGCAGUACAACGAGAGGUCUGGAAGCCACUGGCCGCUGCCUAUCAGGACCAGCUGGACCAGCCAGUGAUACCACACCCCUUCCGUGUCGGCGACACCGUGUGGGUACGCCGGCACCAGACUAAGAACUUGGAACCUCGCUGGAAAGGACCCUACACCGUCCUGCUGACCACCCCCACCGCUCUCAAAGUAGACGGCAUCGCUGCGUGGAUCCACGCCGCUCACGUAAAAGCGGCGACAACCCCUCCGGCCGGAACAGCAUCAGGACCGACAUAGAAGGUCCAGCGUUCUCAAAACCCCUUAAAGAUAAGAUUAACCCGUGGGGCCCCCUAAUAGUCCUGGGGAUCUUAAUAAGGGCAGGAGUAUCAGUACAACAUGACAGCCCUCAUCAGGUCUUCAAUGUUACUUGGAGAGUUACCAACUUAAUGACAGGACAAACAGCUAAUGCUACCUCCCUCCUGGGGACAAUGACCGAUGCCUUUCCUAAACUGUACUUUGACUUGUGCGAUUUAAUAGGGGACGACUGGGAUGAGACUGGACUCGGGUGUCGCACUCCCGGGGGAAGAAAAAGGGCAAGAACAUUUGACUUCUAUGUUUGCCCCGGGCAUACUGUACCAACAGGGUGUGGAGGGCCGAGAGAGGGCUACUGUGGCAAAUGGGGCUGUGAGACCACUGGACAGGCAUACUGGAAGCCAUCAUCAUCAUGGGACCUAAUUUCCCUUAAGCGAGGAAACACCCCUCGGAAUCAGGGCCCCUGUUAUGAUUCCUCAGCGGUCUCCAGUGACAUCAAGGGCGCCACACCGGGGGGUCGAUGCAAUCCCCUAGUCCUGGAAUUCACUGACGCGGGCAAAAAGGCCAGCUGGGAUGGCCCCAAAGUAUGGGGACUAAGACUGUACCGAUCCACAGGGACCGACCCGGUGACCCGGUUCUCUUUGACCCGCCAGGUCCUCAAUAUAGGGCCCCGCGUCCCCAUUGGGCCUAAUCCCGUGAUCACUGACCAGUUACCCCCCUCCCGACCCGUGCAGAUCAUGCUCCCCAGGCCUCCUCAGCCUCCUCCUCCAGGCGCAGCCUCUAUAGUCCCUGAGACUGCCCCACCUUCUCAACAACCUGGGACGGGAGACAGGCUGCUAAACCUGGUAGAUGGAGCCUACCAAGCUCUCAACCUCACCAGUCCUGACAAAACCCAAGAGUGCUGGUUGUGUCUGGUAGCGGGACCCCCCUACUACGAAGGGGUUGCCGUCCUAGGUACUUAUUCCAACCAUACCUCUGCCCCAGCUAACUGCUCCGUGGCCUCCCAACACAAGCUGACCCUGUCCGAAGUGACCGGACAGGGACUCUGCGUAGGAGCAGUUCCCAAAACCCAUCAGGCCCUGUGUAAUACCACCCAGAAGACGAGCAACGGGUCCUACUAUCUGGCUGCUCCCGCCGGGACCAUUUGGGCUUGCAACACCGGGCUCACUCCCUGCCUAUCUACCACUGUACUCGACCUCACCACCGAUUACUGUGUCCUGGUUGAGCUCUGGCCAAAGGUGACCUACCACUCCCCUGGUUAUGUUUAUGGCCAGUUUGAGAGAAAAACCAGAUAUAAAAGAGAGCCGGUGUCAUUAACUCUGGCCCUGCUGUUGGGAGGACUUACUAUGGGCGGCAUAGCUGCAGGAGUAGGAACCGGGACUACAGCCCUAGUGGCCACCAAACAAUUCGAGCAGCUCCAGGCAGCCAUACAUACAGACCUUGGGGCUUUAAAAAAGUCAGUCAGUGCCCUAAAAAAGUCUCUGACCUCGUUGUCUGAGGUGGUCCUACAGAACCGGAGGGGAUUAGAUCUACUGUUCCUAAAAGAAGGAGGAUUAUGUGCUGCCCUAAAAGAAGAAUGCUGUUUCUACGCGGACCACACUGGCGUAGUAAGAGAUAGCAUGGCAAAGCUAAGAGAAAGGUUGAACCAGAGACAAAAAUUGUUCAAAUCAGGACAAGGGUGGUUUGAGGGACUGUUUAACAGGUCCCCAUGGUUCACGACCUUAAUAUCCACCAUUAUGGGCCCCUUGAUAAUACUUUUAUUAAUCCUACUCUUCGGACCCUGUAUUCUCAACCGCUUGGUCCAGUUUGUAAAAGACAGAAUUUCGGUAGUGCAGGCCCUAGUUUUGACCCAACAGUAUCACCAACUCAAAUCAAUAGAUCCAGAAGAAGUGGAAUCACGUGAAUAAAAGAUUUUAUUCAGUUUCCAGAAAGAGGGGGGAAUGAAAGACCCCACCAUCAGGCUUAGCAAGCUAGCUGCAGUAACGCCAUUUUGCAAGGCAUGAAAAAGUACCAGAGCUGAGUUCUCAAAAGUUACAAGAAAGUUCAGUUAAAGAUUAACAGUUAAAGAUUAAGGCUGAAUAAUACUGGGACAGGGGCCAAAUAUCGGUGGUCAAGCACCUGGGCCCCGGCUCAGGGCCAAGAACAGAUGGCUCUCAGACGUCAGUGUUAGCAGAACUAGCUUCACUGAUUUAAAAAAAUAGAGGUGCACAGUGCUCUGGCCACUCCUUGAACCUGUGUGUCUGCCAAUGUUCUGACCAGGUGUGUGCCCAUUGUUGAACCUUCAUUAGACCCUUUCCUCGUACCCCUCCCAUACCCAUUUCUUAAAAAUAGACAUUGUUUAGAACUAAAAAGUCCCACCUCAGUUUCCCCAAAUGACCGAGAAAUACCCCAAGCCUUAUUCGAACUAACCAACCAGCUCGCUUCUCGCUUCUGUAACCGCGCUUUUUGCUCCCCAGCCCCAGCCCUAUAAAAAGGGUAAAAACUCCACACUCGGCGCGCCAGUCCUCCGAUAGACUGCGUCGCCCGGGUACCCGUGUUCCCAAUAAAGCCUCUUGCUGUUUGCAUCCGAAUCGUGGUCUCGCUGGUCCUUGAGAGGGUCUCCUCAGAUUGAUUGACUACCCACGUCGGGGGUCUUUCA
This is a messenger RNA of Mus musculus (house mouse), 3856 nucleotides long. Its product is annotated as predicted gene, 53357. The coding region runs from base 1353 to 3125 and encodes 590 amino acids. NCBI's taxonomy places the organism in Eukaryota, Metazoa, Chordata, Mammalia, Rodentia, Muridae. The record is from RefSeq and is a predicted model, not a curated record. The transcript is spliced from 2 exons.